Neohortaea acidophila is the source of this 1553-nucleotide messenger RNA. RefSeq lists its product as uncharacterized. The record is from RefSeq and is a predicted model, not a curated record. NCBI's taxonomy places the organism in Eukaryota, Fungi, Ascomycota, Dothideomycetes, Mycosphaerellales, Teratosphaeriaceae. The transcript has a single exon. The coding region runs from base 115 to 1353 and encodes 412 amino acids.
CAUUCCUUGCCGACCCUGCAGCUCCCUUAUUCACGAUCUGUCAGAUCACUUCUUCUUCCUCAGGUUGAUCUCGAUGAGCAGUGCAAAGAUUCAAGUUGCCAUCCAGUGACAGCCAUGCCUGGCGUGCUGGGCAGGAUGGUGGCCCGGCUCAAACGCCGCCAGGCUGCCCGCUGUCGCUCUCACUCAGUACAAGACGGCCUAAGAGCACUCUCAGACGACAGCAACAGCCAAACAGAUAAUGGAAUCACCGCGAAUCUGCGAACCUUCUCCCUCCAAGACUUCCACAAAGACCCGAUGCAAGCGGAAAGCAGCCAACCCCCUCCGCACGUCUUUGGACAGCCGGGCUUCACGUAUGAGUUCACGUUUUCACCACACGCCAAGGCCUGGCCCGGCCCUUCAUACGACGAGACCUCUCUAUACGCCCCGGGCUGCUUCGACAACCCACGCACGUCCAAGCGUCGAUCGAAACCCAAGUCUUCCAAACGAAGACUCUCCCAGGACCAUCGGCAAGCAACUCACAUACCGCCACUGCCACCGUCACCCCCACCCUUCGAAACUACAUCUCUCCAAUUCGCAAAGAUGGCCGCUCGCCAAAAGAAAGCCGCUCAGCCCAAGCCCCAAUACUUCGGUUCUGCUCCUCCUCGUGAUCCGCCGCUUCACCUCCUCAGCCUGCCAGGAGAAAUCCGCAAUCACAUCUACCGCCUACUGUGCGUGAGCGACGAGCCGCUCUAUCCAUGCUUCCGCGUCAUCAUCAAACCCAAGCAAGGGCGCAAGAAGCAAUCGGACACUUACCGCCGCUUUCCCCGAGAGCCCGUGCUUGCACUCGUGUGUCGCCAGCUCGAGCGUGAGGCGCUCUCACUCUUCUACAGCGAGAAUACCUUCACAUUCUGCAGAAAGGACCCCCGCAAAGUCCCCGCUAUCGAGCUGGCGCCGAACAUGACCCGCGAGCCGUUCCUGUUGAGGUGGAGGCCGCAACGUGGUCUCGCCGGCAAUCUCACCCACUUGGAGCUGCAGUUGUUCACGAUGGCGUCGGAGUCAGGCCAUCACCUCAUCACCUACACCUUUCGCAAAUCCAGCGACGGCAAGCUGCACAUCGAGUAUGACGCAUCGCUCCCGGAGUACUGCUUGUGCGCCGAGGACAAAGUGGUGGAGGAAGUCCGGCAAAAUCAGUUACGUGAAGGCCAGGCCCCGCGGGAUCUGAUUGCUCACGUGAGUGACACGCUCACCGUGAGAAGGAGGCUGUUGAUGGACCAGUGGCCGUGUGUGGUCUUGAGCGGUACCUCCUCCUUUCGUGUCUUGCAUUGCCAGGCUUGUGGGCUGAAGCGUUUUCGGGAUGCGGCGAUGCGGCAGUGAGACCAGGGAGUGGCGGUGCAGAGGGCCUGUAUUGGAUGCUCGGUACGUGGCUGCGGAGGAGAGUAGCAUUCCGUUACUUAUCCUACAUUGAGGGUCUGGCGGAGAUGUGUGACGCUUCAACCUACCGAAGCAGAAGUUACGUUGCUGAAGAGCAAGAAUUGAUAGAGCAGCGUCUGCACAGUCAAGUCCCCGUCUCAUAC